CGGGGCUCUGGAUGCUCGGGCGGCGCCGGAUCUCGGCCGCUGGGGCCCGGGCGCGGGAUGCUGGGGGUGCGCAGCUCCGAAGCGCGGCGUGGGACCCGAGGCCGAGGCCGAGGCUCUGAGAGCGGCCCGGCGGCAAGGCCUGCCCGCGCCUGGCGCUCUGAGCGUUUUCCUAGGCACCUGGCCAGCCGAGGCGGGGCGCCGGGGCUGGGGCCGGGAGCCUCGGAGGGCGCAGGGCCGCCUCCCGCAAUGCCGAGGGUGCCCCCGGCGAGUCUGGGGAACCUGCAGCCCUGGCCUCGCCCCUAAGGUGUGGGAAGCCGAAGGUCCCGUUGAGUGUGGUUGGCCUUGACUGGGGCGUUGCACCGGCACGAUCGCAUUAGUCUCACUGGUUACGGGCAGCUGCUGAUGGGACCGUGGUUACGGGCUGCAGAAGAUGUCAACGUUACUUUCGAAGAUCAACAAAAGAUAAACAAAUUUGCACGGAAUACAAGUAGAAUCACAGAGCUGAAGGAAGAGAUAGAAGUAAAAAAGAAACAACUCCAAAACCUAGAAGAUGCUUGUGAUGACAUCAUGCUUGCAGAUGAUGACUGCUUAAUGAUACCUUAUCAAAUUGGUGAUGUCUUCAUUAGCCAUUCUCAAGAAGAAACACAAGAAAUGUUAGAAGAAGCAAAGAAAAAUUUGCAAGAAGAAAUUGACGCCUUAGAAUCCAGAGUGGAAUCGAUUCAGCGGGUGUUAGCAGAUUUGAAAGUUCAGUUGUAUGCAAAAUUUGGGAGCAACAUAAACCUUGAAGCUGAUGAAAGUUAAACAUUUUAUAAUACUUUUUUUAUUUGUUUAAUAAACUUGAAUAUUGUUUAAAAUGAUAAUUUUCCUUCUUCAAAUGACAUGGAAAGCAAAACUUUCUUUUUUUAAAAUUUUCAUUUAUUUAAUGGAAACUUGCCUAUUUUCACAUGUCUGCUUAUUUAUUUUAUAUUUUUAAAAGAAGACAGUAUUCACCUAUGUAUUUUGCAUAACGAUUAUAUCAAGUCUAGGGGCUUCAUGUCAUGUUAUUAAAAUCAGUUAAGCAAUCUUUUAUGUUUCUAUAUUAUUUAGAAUAUUUGUUGUUGCAAUUUUCACAUAAGAAAAUUUAACAGUUGUGUCAUGUUGUUUUUGUCUGAUUUUAAUUGCUGUCUAAUGAUGGGGAAAGCACGACAAAAAGAUGUACAAUCCCGCAUCCUUGCUUAUUUCACAACUAAAGCUUUGUCAUAGACUUCAGAAUAUAUGUAUAUAUUUUAUUUAAAUAUAUGUUACAUAUUACAUUUAAACAUACAUAUUUAACAUUUUUUUACAUAUCUAUCAAUAUCAGAGAUUUGGGUAAAAGAAUGGGUGAUGUUUAACCAAAUGUGGAGGCAUGUGGAGCUUUAUACCAACCGGGCAGAACCACAGAAGAACGUUUUAGAAACCAAGAGAUGUGCAGAAAGAAAUGUUUAGUGUUUUUUUGUUUUAAAUUUUAGAUUUUAUUUUAGUGCUUUGGAAUUAAUUGGGGUUUAUAUUGAUAAAGAUGUGGAAGUUAAACAGCUAUGUACUUAAAAGUAAGGCUUAUUUCUUAAAUAAAGGAUGCGUUUCCUCCCA
Nomascus leucogenys (northern white-cheeked gibbon) is the source of this 1605-nucleotide messenger RNA. The record is from RefSeq and is a predicted model, not a curated record. Lineage: Eukaryota; Metazoa; Chordata; Mammalia; Primates; Hylobatidae.